AUGAUUCUUACGUUGCAACGACUCGGCCUCCUCGCUGCUCUUCUCGGGCUCUACCUCUCGUCUUUCGGUAACGUCGAUGCCGUCGACAUACCGUCUGACGCUCCGCUUUCUUCUUUAAUCGCGUCAGGGAAAGCUGCACGUGCCCGAGGAGCCAACAGUGAGGCUCUCGCAUACUUCGAUGCCGCCGUCUCCAAGGACUCGACCGAUUACCUCACACUUUACCAACGAGGAAUCACCUAUUUGUCCUUAGGAAGGAACGCGCAGGCAGGUGCUGAUUUCGAUAAUGUGUUAAAAAUAAAACCUGGGUUUGAAGGGGCGUUGUUGCAGAGGGCGAAGAUCAGGGCGAAGAAUGCAGACUGGGCUGCGGCACGGGAAGAUUAUGUGGCGUUGGGAAACCGAGGAGCGGCAGACCUGGCCCAACUCGAAGAGGCAGAGGGUGCAGCAUAUCUCGCAGUCGAAGCGGAGAAGAAGCAAGAUUGGGAAACGUGUAUCAACCAGGCAGGUAUUGCCAUCAUGACAGCAGGUACGGCCUUGUCAUUGCGCCAAUUACGGGCUCGAUGUCGAUUUGAGCGUGGUGAGGUACAAGAGGGCAUCAGCGAUCUCCAACAUGUCCUCCAAAUCCAUCCAGGUCUAGUGGAACCACACCUACAAAUUUCGGCCAUGUUAUUCUACAGUCUGGGGGAUACAAAGCUGGGCAUGGACCAGAUCAAGAAAUGUUUGCAUUCGGAUCCGGACUCGAAGCCCUGCAAGUCUCUCUUCCGGGAGGAGAAGAGUAUUUUGAAGCAAGUCGACCAGGUUCAGGCUCUUUUCGACAAACGACAAUUCAACUCUGGGAGCAAGGUGCUGGUGGGGAAGGGCACCGACGACGAGCCUGGACUCCUCGCGCAACUCAAGUCUCACAUCGAGUCUCACCGUGCACAGGGAAUUAUCCAUGCAAAAGCGCCCUCGGAUCUCUACACCAACAUGCUGGAGAAGACCUGCGAAGCAUUCAUGUCGCUGAACAACAUGAACAAGGCCGGCAAGUACUGCUCCGAAGUGCUGACUCUGAGACCCAACUCUCUUCAUGGGCUGUUGUACCAAGCGCAGAAACACAUGGACGCCGAAAAUUUCGACGCCGCAAUUUCGACCCUCAACACGGCACGGGACAACCACCCAGACGCUCAAGGGACGAUCAAUUCCAAAUUGCACGAAGCGCAAGUUGCUCUGAAGCGUAGUAAAACCAAGGACUAUUACAAGGUCUUGGGCGUGUCUCGCGACGCUGACGAAGCCACCAUAAAGAAGGCCUACCGCACCGCGACCAAGUUGUACCACCCGGACAAGGCCGCUGCGAGAGGGAUAUCCAAAGAGGAAGCGGAGAAGAAAAUGACAUCGAUCAAUGAGGCCUACGAAGUCCUCAGUGACCCCGAAUUGAAGGCUAAAUUCGACAAUGGAGACGACCCCAAUGAUCCCAUGGCCAACCAGGGAGGCAACCCUUUUCAAGGCAGCCCAUUCGGUGCAGGAGGCCAGCAGUUUUUCUUCCAACAAGGAUCCCCUGGCGGCGGCGGCGGUGGACAGAGGCAGUUCAAAUUCUCGACCGGUGGCGGAGGUUUUCCUGGAGGAAAUCCUUUUGCAGGCUUUCCAGGUUUCGGGUAG
Molecule: messenger RNA, 1632 nt
Organism: Fonsecaea erecta
Lineage: Eukaryota; Fungi; Ascomycota; Eurotiomycetes; Chaetothyriales; Herpotrichiellaceae
Exons: 1
Coding region: 1-1632 (543 amino acids)
Biological process (GO): protein folding in endoplasmic reticulum
Cellular component (GO): endoplasmic reticulum
Molecular function (GO): protein-folding chaperone binding; misfolded protein binding
Source: RefSeq, a predicted model, not a curated record